Molecule: messenger RNA, 3509 nt
Organism: Syngnathoides biaculeatus (alligator pipefish)
Lineage: Eukaryota; Metazoa; Chordata; Actinopteri; Syngnathiformes; Syngnathidae
Gene: pitpnab
Product: phosphatidylinositol transfer protein, alpha b
Exons: 13
Coding region: 387-1199 (270 amino acids)
Biological process (GO): phospholipid transport
Cellular component (GO): cytoplasm
Molecular function (GO): phosphatidylcholine intramembrane carrier activity; phosphatidylcholine binding; phosphatidylinositol binding
Source: RefSeq, a predicted model, not a curated record
CAAAAAGAAAGGAAGAAAAAAAAAAAGAAAGAAAAGUGUGCGUCUCAUGUUCUUGCGGGACAGGAGGAGGAAGUUCUCGUCAGCUGCUUGUUGUGCAGCCGGAGGCGCGGCUGAUGGGAGUUGAGGAUUUCUCUUCAGGGCCCAAAUGGACUCGCCCGUUCCACCGCCAUGCACCCUCCCUCCUCCCCUCCCAUCCACGUCGUCCCCUUUCUGCAGCACCAGGCCGCGCGCGCAGCAAGGAAGUCGUCGUGCACGGCAGCAGCCAGUCGGCGGCUUGUGGCGCUAGAAUGACAUAGCGGGUGAAAAGGAGGAAGAGGAGAAACCAGGCAUUUGACGGAUUUAAAAAAAAAAAAAAAGCCUUUGUACAUCCACAGCGUGCCCCAACGAUGCUCAUCAAAGAAUUUCGGGUGAUUCUUCCUAUCUCAGUGGAAGAGUAUCAAGUGGGCCAGCUGUACUCGGUGGCCGAGGCCAGCAAGAACGAGACGGGAGGCGGCGAAGGCGUGGAGGUGCUAAAAAAUGAACCUUAUGAGAAAGAUGGAGAGAAGGGGCAAUACACACACAAAAUCUACCAUUUGCAGAGCAAAGUGCCAUCCUUCGUCAGAAUGUUAGCUCCGGCUUCGGCCCUCAACAUCCACGAGAAAGCUUGGAACGCGUACCCGUACUGUCGCACAGUUAUCACUAAUGAAUACAUGAAGGACAACUUCCUGAUCAAGAUCGAAACGUGGCACAAACCCGACCUUGGACGCCAGGAUAACGUGCACAGCUUAGAUGCAGAAACCUGGAAGAAGGUAGACGUGGUCUAUAUUGACAUUGCUGACAGAAGCCAAGUGGAGCCCAAGGACUACAAGCCAGAGGAGGAUCCCUGCAGGUACAAGUCGGUGAAGACGGGACGAGGCCCUCUAGGACCAGACUGGCGGAAGGAGCUCCCCAACAAGAAAGACUGCCCACAUAUGUGUGCCUACAAGCUGGUCACGGUCAAGUUCAAGUGGUGGGGCCUGCAGAACAAAGUGGAGAGCUUCAUCCAAAAGCAAGAGAAGCGCUUGUUCACCAACUUCCACCGUCAGUUGUUCUGCUGGAUUGACAAGUGGAUCGACUUGAACAUGGAGGACAUCCGCCGGAUGGAGGAGGAGACGCGCAAGGAGCUGGACGAGAUGCGAGUGAAGGAUCCGGUGAAAGGCAUGGUGGCGCUAGAGGACUGAGGUCGGCCCUCCAAGACAGUGAAUGCUGCUGCUCAUCAGACCCAAAUACCGAGACACCAGCGGAUUCACGUCCCCCUCCCAUUUCAGCCGACGCGACAUUUGGCCAACCCCCCUUCAAAUUCCCAUUCCUGACGUGACGACCCCCGCCCGUCCAAAAUUCCUUCGCUCGGUGCCGCCUGGUCUUCAGGUAGCCGGACCCUGUAAAGUCCUCGUCUCUAGUCUUCGUCCUUACCCCGUUCACUGACAGCUCCGAGGGGUCUGGUAGAAAAUAAAUAGAUUAAUUUAUUUGUCAAUUCAUUCCCAAACACAGAAAGUUUUUGACCUCUGCCAUGUGGGAUUUAUUCAAGCUAUUCCGAAGUUGUACAUUUCUACAAACUAUGCCGGGUGGGUGGGGAGUGGGUUGGAGUCAAUGUAUUGAAUAAUGCAGUAUUUAUAUACUGUGAAUAUAAAUAUAUAUAUAUAUAUAUAUAUAUAGAGAUAAUAUAUAAACAGGGUUUUUAAAAUGAUUUUUUUUCUGUAAGUCUGGACUUUUAUUUAUCCCCACCAGAUGCUACAUGUUUAUUUUUUUUCAUUCGCUCUUUUCUUUACUUCAGCGUCCUUUUUUUUUUGUCAUUUAAAACUACAGUGGUACAAACCGCUAGGUCAAAGGUUGUAUUUUUUUUGUUGUUGCCCUGUUUCUAUUCUGCUGCUUUGUGACAUUGUGUGUUUGUUUGCGGUUGUGUGUUGUAUUUCUGUGCGUGCGAUCUUACAAGUUUUUCUAGACGAAGAAAUUUGCAUUCAGUUGGUUUGAGGACUAAACAUAGACAAAUUAAUUCAAAUUUUAUAGCCUCGUUUCCACCAAGAAGCACAGUUCAGUACACAAUUUAUAAUGGUUUAAAUGUGGUCAUCACAACUCUUUGACAACACAAUAUUUUAAUACUAAACGAUGUCGUGAGGAUAUAAAAAAAAAAACAUGUACUUCAGCUCCUUGGGUAUACUUUUCAUAAAUAGCUAAUCCUGAAAAUUUGGUCACCACAAUAACUCUGAAGUGAAGGUUAAAUCAUUUCCUCUUUCCAAAUAUUGUAAAGUGAACCAAAGAAAUGUUCUGUACUUUUGCACUUUUUGGGACUCCUAUGGUGGGGUACCAAACUGAGUUUAGGUGAGACACUAACGCACUGGUGUCAAACACAAGGCCCGGGGUCCACAUCCGGCCUGUGCAUGAUUUUAUGUGGCCCGCGAAGCCAAAUAUAGAGUUUGCAUUUCUAUGAUUCUUGUAAAAAUCUGUACCAAAAUUCCAAAUUGCCAUACAGUUUAUCAUAAAUGAUCAAGUUGAGAUAUGACAAGCAUUUUUGUUACCAAACAUGAAUAGUUGAAAAACACGUUAGCCUUGAUUUCUGAUUCCAAAACUGCUUUAUAAAUUGAUUAUAUAAACAUGAUGAGACGAGUAAACAUUUUUAUUGUUUCACAGUCAAAAUAGCCCUCUGAUGUGAACCCGAAAUACAAUGUGGCCCGCGAGAAAAACGAGUUUGACACCCCUGCACAAAAGGCGCGACAAACAAUAUCACAAUGUAUCAUGCAAUAGAAUAUCGAUAUCAAAAAUAUCUUGAUUGUAGCGGAGUGAUGUACUUCAUGCUCCCUUUCAGAUUGAUGAUAAUUGGUGGAAACCCGAUUUAAACGUGUACACUUGCACAGUGAUGACUACGGAAAACAAAACGUGAACAUAUCAGACCAAAAUGUGUUACCAUAUUUAAUAACGGCUAUAAAAGUUUUUUGCGACAUAGAUGUGAAAAUAUAGCUGUAUCGAGAAACUGUGAUAUCCUUGGCAAAGUUAUAUCGUAUUGAGACUGGACCGAACUGGACGGCUGUGGGAACGAGGCUUUAGCGAGUCACCUUCUCUCCACUGGAUAAAUGAACGUAUCCAGUGAUAGCAAUAACUGCCAUCAUGACGUGCUCUAUUGUUUCUGUUACGGGGGAAUUUUUUUUUUUUUCAACAACAACCUUUGUCCUGUUGUUUUUGAGAUGUGUGCAUGAGCGUAUGUGCAUGUGUGUGUGUGUUGCUUUCAGUGAUGUGACUGUUUUUGUUGUACGUUUAGUACAAAAUGUCCAAACCAGAAGCCUAUUGCUACACCGUUUUUGUGCAAUAUGUCAAAAACCCUUAAAAAUAUCUGAAUGCAUAAUUUGAAAAGAUAAUUUAAGGUAACAAAAUCAGCAGGUUCGAUGUCAGCUCUCCGGACUUCCGAGUCAUCUUCAGGCUUCCUGAAAAUGUUGUACUGUAUUCCCCGCACAAGGACCUCAUUGAAGGACUGCAUUAAAAAAAAAAAAAAGAAGUUA